AUGCUCAGGAACAACUUCAAUGUAAAUGAAAGUUGUGAAAAUGGGGAAACGGCGCUUAUGGUUGCCAGCGCAGGCGGUUAUGUUGAUGUGGUGAAUGCACUGCUAAGCCAUGGCGCCAAUAUUAAGGAGCACAAUGUGAUUGGACAUACACCGCUGAUGAAGGCCGCAUGUGCCGGCCAUGUGGAAGUAGCCAAGGUACUUCUCGAGCGUGGAGCCGAAAUCAACACCCGUUCCAAUGAGUACAACGAGAGUGCAUUGUCAGUGGCUAGCUAUAAGGGUCAUAUUGAUAUGGUGCGUUUCCUACUGCAAGCUGGCGCCGAUCACUUGAACUUCGCUCUUUCAGCGGCUUCAACAGGUGGCCAAGUGGAAGUAGCGCAAGUAUUACUAGACUCUGGAGCGCAAGUCAAUAGUUCCACUUAUUCACUGCCAUCGCCGCUCGAAUGUUCAAUUAGCAAUAGUAACGUUGAGGUUACCACUUUGCUCAUACAGGCCGGCGGCAACAUUAAUGGGGCCAUUACAAAUGGCAACACGUAUCUCAUGAUGGCAGCUGGCAAGGGGGACGUGAGAAUGUGUGCUCCUCUCAUAUGGCGCUAAUCUGGAUCACAAGACGAAGGACAACCGUACGCCAUUUAUGGAGGCUAGUCGUGCCGGCCACUUGACGACCGUGAACUUACUUAUCGAGAAGGGCGCACGCAAGUCGACGACUAGCUCCUUGGUAAAAUUGGCUUCACUUGCUAUCCAUUUUUGUUGCUCAAUCGCACUUUUAUUAUUAUAUGUAUGUACUUUAUAUAAACAGCUAGAGA
Drosophila sulfurigaster albostrigata is the source of this 803-nucleotide messenger RNA. RefSeq names its product ankyrin repeat and KH domain-containing protein 1-like. Gene Ontology annotation, cellular component: cytoplasm. Gene Ontology annotation, molecular function: protein binding. The coding region runs from base 1 to 594 and encodes 197 amino acids. The record is from RefSeq and is a predicted model, not a curated record. NCBI's taxonomy places the organism in Eukaryota, Metazoa, Arthropoda, Insecta, Diptera, Drosophilidae. Gene Ontology annotation, biological process: innate immune response. The transcript has 3 exons.